GUAACGAAGUAGAUCUACUUCACUACUGUACUUAAGUACUAAAAGGCAGUAUCUGUACUUUACUAAAGUAUUAUUUUUUUCUCCUACUUCCACUUUUACUUCAGUAUAUAUUUUCGAAGAGUUUAAUACUUCUACUCCGAUAUUUUUUUUAUGUGCUGCAUCGUUACUCGUUACAAUUAUAAAAAUGUUACGAAUCAUUCCAUUCCAAACCCACAUUACCACUGCCAGAACGGUAGGUUGAUGUCAACAGGUUUGAUGUCAACAAUGAGAGUUUUCUGCACAGAUUUGAAGGUUCCAAUGUUUAAUCCAGCUGAACUUGCAUUCCUGUCAGAGUAUUCUGCUGUCAUGACUCCAGUCGCCCAAGCAACUAACAUUUUGCAAGCUGAAACCAACGUCCAGAUGGGGUGGCUGCUCCCAACUGUCAAGCUCCUGAAAAUCAAGCUGAACAGGAUCAAGCUGCUGCUGAAGUACUGCAAGCCACUUGUGGAUGCCUUGCAGGUGGGCAUUGAGAAUCGCUUUGGCCCUAUGAUGGAAGACCCAGAGCUGGUGGCCGCUGCUAUUCUGCUUCCAAAAUUCAAGACAAAUUGGACACAGGAAGAUGAGACAAUCAAAAUAGGAAUGGACUAUAUCAAACGAAGCAUGGAAGACCCCUCGUUGCAGUCCAGUGAGGUCAACAGGUCCAGUUCAUCAGAUGAAGACGACUUCUUCUUCUCUGGCAUGCAGGGUUCGAAGGCACAAGACAGCGCCAAACAGCUAGAUGCGUACUUGUCAUGUUCAGCAGAUAACAUGGACUUGCUCAAGUCUUUUCCAGCUGUGUGCAAGUUGUCUGUUAAGUUAAACACACCCCUUCCAGCAUCAGCAGCCUGCGAGAGGCUUUUUAGUAUUGCAGGAUUAGUCUUUAGCCCUAGAAGAGCGAGACUAAAUACGCUCAAUUUUGAAAAUCAACUACUUUUGAGGAUAAACCAAAGAUUUCUAACUUCCUAAAUAUGACUGCUUUAUGCAUACCAGGGAAUAAGCUGUGGAGGAAAAAAAGCACAAGCAGGGAAGAGAGGGUAGGGAUGCUUUAAAGGGGAAGGGGCAUAUUUGAUCUGUUUUUGUUUAUUUAAGCUCAGUGUUUUUAGGUGCUCUAAUCACUUGUUGUUUUGUUUUUACAUAAGAAAUAGUUGAAUGUGGCCUACUGGCCUUUGAGAUCUUUUAGUUGCCCUAACAAGUUGAGGGUGAAAAGAAAAUGUGUUAACUUCUAAAAAUGACUAAAGCAGUCAUUUUUGGAAGUUAACACAUUUUCUUUUCACCCUCAACUUGUAUACUAGCAAACUAUGCAUACUAGUUUAAGAAGGUAAUAAGCUGUGGAGGAAAAAAAAAAACAAGCAGGGAAGAGAAGGGAGGGAUGCUUUAAAGGGGAAGGGACAUACUUAAUCUGUUUUUGUUUACAAAAAGUUACAGCCAAAGGAAUUGUGAUUGUCC
Messenger RNA from Megalobrama amblycephala (Wuchang bream), 1464 nucleotides. RefSeq lists its product as uncharacterized. Lineage: Eukaryota; Metazoa; Chordata; Actinopteri; Cypriniformes; Xenocyprididae. The record is from RefSeq and is a predicted model, not a curated record. The coding region runs from base 151 to 984 and encodes 277 amino acids. The transcript has 3 exons.